AUCAGAACUGGAGAUAAGUGUUCCGGGAUCUGUGCCUGGCCUGUGCGGAAAGCACCUGCCUCCCACGUGGCCUCACCCAACCAGAGGGGAUUUCCGGCGACUCUCCAGCCGGCCUUUCAAGGAAAAUGAAAGUGAAAGGGAGAAGUGGAGGUUUCAGAGCUGAGCAGAUCGCUGCGCCAUGAAGCCCCUGUCUCUGCUCCUCUCCGUGGCUUUGGGCUUGGUGACCGCCGUCUCGGCGGGACCCGCGGUGAUAGAGUGCUGGAUGGUGGAGGACGCGGGCGGGGGCCGCCUGACCAAGAAACCCGCCGCACUGCUGCUGCGCCAGGGCCCAGGGAGACUACCUCCCCGGCCGGACCUGGAACCCGAGCUCUACCUCAAAGUGCGCGACCCCGCGGGAGCCCUGCAGGCUGCCUUCAGGCGGUACCCCUCGGACGCCCCUGCGCCACACUGCGAGAUGAGCCGCUACCUCCCGCUCCCUGCCUCGGCGAAUUGGGCCAGUGGCUUGACCCCGGAGCAGAGCUGCCCUCGGGCCCUGGAUGGGACUUGGCUCAUGGUCAGCGUGUCCAGCCCGAUCUUAAGUCUCUCCAGCUUCCUAAAACCAGAGUCCGAGCCUCAGCCGGAACCUAAUCUCAUCACCAUGGUAACAGCUGUGCUGACUGUCCUCACCCACACCCCCACCCCUCGGAUCCGACUGGGACAAGAUGCUCUGCUGGACUUGAAGUUUGCCUACAUGCCCCCCGCCUCUGAGGCCGCUACAUCUCUGGCCCCAGGUCCCCCUCCCUUUGGGCUGGAGUGGCGACGCCAGCACCUGGGCAAAGGGCACCUACUCCUGGCUGCAACGCCUGGGCUGAGUGAGCAAAUGCCACCUGCCCAAGAGGGGGCAGUGGCAUUUGCUGCUUGGGAUGAUGAUGAGCCGUGGGGUCCGUGGACUGGAAAUGGGACCCUCUGGCUGCCUGCAGUGAAGCCCUUCCAGGAGGGCACCUAUCUGGCCACUGUACACCUGCCAUACCUACAAGGGCAGGUCGCUCUGGAGCUUGCUGUACAGAAGCCACCCAAAGUAUCCCUGACACCGGCACCUCUUGUAUGGGCUACCCGGGGGGAGGCACCCCCCCAGUUGCAAUGCCUCGUGUCCCACUUCUAUCCCUCUGAGGGUCUGGAAGUGGAGUGGGAGCUCCGGGGUGGCCCAGAGGGCAGCUUUCAGAAGGCUGAGGGGCAGAAGUGGCUCUCUGCCCUGCUCCACCACUCAGACGGCACCGUCAGCCUCUCUGCGCACCUGCAGCCGGUCCCCAUAACUGCCGAGCAUCAUGGGGCACGCUAUGCCUGUCGUGUCCACCACCCCACUCUGCCGGCCUUGGGGCGCAGCGCAGAGGUCACCCUGGAGGUGGCAGGUCUGUCUGGGCCCACCCUGGAGGAUGGUGUAGGCCUCUUCCUGUCUGCCUUUCUCCUCCUCGGGCUCAUCAAAGCACUGGGCUGGGCUGCUGCCUACAUGUGUACUUCGAAGGAUUCAAAGGAGAAGGUAAUAGCUUCCUCUUCUUUUCUUUCCCUUUUCAUUUGAGACCCUCCCUGCAACUCCUCACUGGUAGAGGAAGGCUCUGGCUUCCACUGGCAUGGUGGGCAGAACCUGAACUUGGAAUUCACACACACCUGGGUUAACUCCUGCUACUUUGAAUAUUCCACUUAACCAACACCUCAGUUUCCUUGGGUGUGAGGGUAAAAAAAAAAAAAAAAUUA
Panthera uncia (snow leopard) is the source of this 1731-nucleotide messenger RNA. RefSeq names its product TAP binding protein (gene TAPBP). The record is from RefSeq and is a predicted model, not a curated record. Gene Ontology annotation, cellular component: membrane. Lineage: Eukaryota; Metazoa; Chordata; Mammalia; Carnivora; Felidae. Gene Ontology annotation, biological process: antigen processing and presentation of endogenous peptide antigen via MHC class I.